AUGUCUCGUUCUAGCUUCGAAAGCUCUUUUUCCCAAUAUGUCUCGGGUCAUAGGCGGUUUCCGUCAUCCGACAGUGUCGCUAACCUCUCCGUCCGUUCCAGGAGUCGAACACUUUCUUUCCGAUCCAGGAAUUCGGCCAGAGGCUCGGGGUCGUCAACAACCGGCAAGCCAGGCCUCUCAUUUAGCUCCCUUCGAGGCACAGUCCAGCCAGAACUGUCCCGAAAGCUGUUCAAACUCAUCAAGUCAGAGAACAACCUAGUAUCUGCCCAUGAAACAGCCGGCCGUGAACGAGUAUCCAUCGCCCAGCAGCUCUCAGAAUGGGGCGAGCACACUGGCGACGAUGCUAUCAACGACAUCUCAGACAAGAUCGGUGUCAUCUUGAGCGAGAUGGGUGAGCAGGAAGACACCUACGCUCAUGCAAUUGAUGACUCGCGAGGAAUUCUCAAAACGAUUCGCAAUACGGAGAAGAGCGUUCAGCCUAGCCGUGACGGCAAGUCGAAAGUCGCCGACGAAAUCCAGAAACUGAAGUUGAAGGAGCCGGAGAGUCCGCGCCUGGUUGUGCUGGAACAAGAACUUAUUAGGGCUGAGGCAGAGAACCUGGUCGCCGAGGCACAGUUGACAAAUAUUACCCGCCAAAAACUCAAGGAAGCAUACGCUGCUGAAUUCGCAGCCACCAUUGAACGUGCCGAGAAGCAAAUCAUUUUGGCUAAGCAUGGACGCCGCCUUCUGAGCCUUCUCGACGACUCACCUGUGGUACCUGGAGACGUCAGGGUAGCUUAUAGUGACGCAGCACAGGCUCGACAGAUUCUCAAUGACGCUGAAGACGACCUCCGAGAUUGGCAGCCAGAGGCGGAGGGUGGUUUUGCUACACCACCCAUACAGAGCCCAACUUCAGCCUCCGUAAAGGGGAAGUCUAAGGAAUCUGAGGCUGGGGAUGCUGAAUCCAUCCACACUGAGCCCAAGGCACCAGCGAUUGCCGAAAGUUCCCAAACCACUGAAGUCGCUGGCUAA
Messenger RNA from Clonostachys rhizophaga, 1011 nucleotides. The record is from the annotation of a GenBank genome assembly. NCBI's taxonomy places the organism in Eukaryota, Fungi, Ascomycota, Sordariomycetes, Hypocreales, Bionectriaceae.